CUCUGAGCUUGGAGAAGUUAGCAGUCGGGUGUCAGUCUGGUCCGUAGCCACGAUGGAUGCAAUACCAUGCGUUCUGCUGGUCCUCCUGUUCGGGACAAGGUUACAAGGAAAUGACGCCCUCCAGUGUUACUGUGACCGCUGUAACGCCAACUCCAACUGCACUACAGAUGGCGUCUGCUUUGUGGUCGCCAAGAAGUCAGGUAGCCAGCAAAUCUCAGAGCAGCGGCAGUGCAUAAAUGACAACGAACUGAUCCCACGAGACCGGCCCUUCGUCUGUGCGCCAUCUUCUAGGACUGACACUAGCAUUUUUCCAAUGUGCUGCUCGUCUGACUACUGCAACAAAGAGGCAAAAUUCCCAGACCUUCCAAUAGAAGUGGAGCCCAAAUCUUUGGGUCCUGUGGCCCUUGCAGCUGUGAUUGCUUGUCCGGUGUGUGUGCUUUGUCUGCUGCUGGUUCUGGCAUUCUACAUUUGCCACUACCAAAGAGGUCUGGGUGCCGGAGGAGCGGGGGCUCUCCAUCAUCGUGUGCCCAACGAGGAGGACCCAUCCAUGGACCACCCUUUUAUCACUGUUGGAACAACCCUCAAAGACCUCAUCUAUGACAUGACCACCUCAGGCUCUGGAUCAGGCCUGCCACUGCUGGUCCAGAGGACAAUUGCCAGAACCAUUAUCCUCCAGGAGAGCAUUGGGAAGGGCCGUUUUGGCGAGGUGUGGCGAGGUAAAUGGCGUGGUGAGGAGGUUGCAGUGAAGAUCUUCUCGUCCAGAGAAGAGCGCUCCUGGUUCCGUGAGGCUGAGAUCUACCAGACCGUGAUGUUGAGGCAUGAGAAUAUUCUCGGCUUCAUUGCUGCUGAUAACAAAGAUAACGGAACAUGGACUCAGCUGUGGCUGGUCUCAGACUAUCAUGAGCACGGCUCCCUGUUUGACUACCUGAACCGCUACACCGUCACUGUGGAGGGCAUGAUCAAACUGUCCCUGUCUACAGCAAGCGGCCUGGCUCACCUUCAUAUGGAGAUCGUAGGCACACAAGGAAAGCCAGCGAUUGCACACAGAGACCUUAAGUCCAAGAACAUUCUGGUAAAGAAAAACGGGACCUGCUGCAUUGCUGACUUGGGUCUGGCUGUUCGACAUGACUCUGCCACUGACACUAUCGAUAUUGCUCCAAACCACAGAGUGGGAACCAAAAGGUAUAUGGCUCCAGAGGUGCUGGAUGACUCUAUAAACAUGAAGCACUUUGAAUCAUUCAAGCGAGCUGAUAUCUAUGCCAUGGGCCUGGUCUUCUGGGAGAUCGCCAGCCGCUGCUCUGUGGGAGGUAUUCAUGAGGACUACCAGCUCCCCUACUAUGACCUGGUCCAGUCAGAUCCAUCAGUGGAGGAGAUGAGGAAGGUGGUCUGUGAGCAGAAACUUCGACCAAAUAUUCCAAACCGCUGGCAAAGUUGCGAGGCUUUGCGGGUGAUGGCUAAGAUCAUGAGGGAGUGUUGGUAUGCCAACGGCGCAGCUCGACUUACCGCUCUCCGGAUCAAGAAAACGUUGUCUCAGCUCAGCCAACAGGAGGGAAUCAAAAUGUAGACCCAACCCCCAAACACACACACAUAUACACCUGUGACUGGGAUCCAUAUCAUUAGCAUUACACCCUCUGUGUUAUCAUGAGUCUAUCUGAUCGCCCUCAACCUUUGUUCUGAAGGGAAGUUAAAGACAUUUUCUGUCCUGUUUCUGAUUUCAUUCACCAACGGAGGAAUCUGGUAUCAUGCUUGUGUGCUGCACUGAUGUCUGGAUGGAUCUAUCUGAUGAAGGAUGUUUGUGCCUGAAGGGGAUGGUGGAGGUGUUUAAGGAAGCCUCUUGUCAUUGAUAUUUUUUAACAUCAUCUCUGCAUCAACUCCCUCUUUUUGUAAGUAUCCUUGUAAACAACCAGUCUCUGAGCAGAACAUUGUUCUUCAGUAGGGCUGCAAGUUUUUAUGAUGAAAUCCUGUUUUUAGGAUAAGACCCUUUCAAUUUUGUGAGCAGCAUUAACUGUCCUUUUUUUGCAAAAUUUAUCUUGUGUUAGGUCUUUGCUAGAACAACUUCAGGUGAUCAACCUGUAAGGAGCGUGACAGCUGGGCCACAGAUGAAAUACACCCUCUGACCAACAAAAAAAAAAAGAGAGAGAGAUGAAAUUUAGCUUUGAUCACAGCAUCAAUUUACUGACUAGACGGGAACAACAUGUAGCUUUGAAACAUCAAAACAGCACUGUCUGUACUGGUGGAGGAAAUGAGUAGGAAGACUUCAUGAGCAGAUUCUGAAACAGAGGAAUAUCAUGUAGCCUCAGGAUGUCUUCCAUCAAGGUUUAUACGGAAGGAAAAGCUGCUCAUUUAGAGAGGCUUCAGUCAAUUAAAAGUAACCAAUUGGAUCAGAUUCAGUUUUUAUCUAUUCAUUUAAUACAUUUCAACCAGAAAUGCAUCAACUAACAGCAUGUGCUGUGAUACGUUUCCUUUCAUUUGAAUGAAAAUCCUAAUAUUACAUGAAAGUUAUGGAUGCAUGCUUUGGAUUUUUCCAUCAAAAAACCUCCUGCACAUUUUCUCUUUUAUGUCUCAUAGCCUUAACAGAAGAAAAAUCUGAAUAUGCAGGUCAGGCCUAAAAUCUGUAUCUGCCUGGAACAGAGAUGUAAAACAUAUUAACCAUGGCAUUUCAAUUGUUUACUUUUAAAUCACUGCUGCACCUUAUACUGUAAUUUAAUUUUACUGCAAUUUACAAGUUGUAUGCAACGAAAUUUCGUUCUGUACGCACUCUGUGCAUACAAAAUGACAAAUAAAGUUGUCUAAGUCAGUACAAUAGAGGCUGUGGCUGUCAGAGGGCCGUAGGACAACAUGGACAGAUCCUGGAAUGGGAUCUUCUCCAGCUCUAUGGUGAUGUCACUGUAGGUUUUCAUCUCGCAGCCUAAGCAUUUAGGCUUAGAAAGCACUGCUACCAUUUCCAUGUUUGAAAACUAGACAUGGGCUAGCAGGAGAGUCUCACUACCCUGAGUGAAAUUGCCAUGAUUUCAGUCCAACACAGAAAAUGUAUAACAUGAACUGAUUUAAUUUAAAACAGAAAAGCUAGUUUUUCCUCCGGGUGCUAAUAUUAGCUAAUAUAUUGGUUUUAAGAACAUAAUACUGCCUGUUCCAUUUAUUUAUACUCAUUUUAAAAAUAAUAUUAGCUUUAUAAGGCAUUUUCAGCUACUGUUCAGCAAAAGAACAACAAUACAAUUUAAAAAUAGGUAAACACAUAAAAACUAAAGGAAAGACCAAUGUUGAAACAAUUUAGUUUAGGCAUUGCAUCAGGCUGCAUAAGAUAAGGUGAACAAGUGGGCCUUUAGCUUGGCUUUAAAUAUCUCCAAAGAACAAGUGCCUAAUAUCUAAAGGGAGAUUGUUCCACAGAGAUGGGGCACGAAAGGAAAAAUCACGCUCCCCUACUGCUUUCCUUUGAGCCUUAGGAACUGUUAAAAUAAUUUUUUAUUUGAUGCAUAGACAUAAGCAAUAAUAAGCAAUAAAUAUGUGCUUAAAGGGGACUUAUCCACUUGUAACUUUGGCUUUCCUCAGCUUAGACUACAAAAUUGCUCCGGAAAAUAAAAACGGCGGAUUUGUGAGACUGGCAAGCUGGAAGUCCGUGACCUUGUUUAGCAGCCCCAUAGCAGCAUAAACUUAAUUUACGUUGGUGAUUAGUUCAAAAACCAUAAAUGAAUACUGAGCAGCUUGAAAAAUACAACCCAAAAACAAUAAAAAUACUACAUUUAACUUUUCUGCACUACUAGAGACAAAGUAUAUGACAAAAUCUAUUUACCAGCUAAAAAAGUGGAUUUUACAUGAUAUGUCCCUUUCAAUUUAGUUGUAGUGUUCAAAUGCCCAGAUUGUUGACUGUUUUUGCCAUUAUAGAGUCCCACAAACAAGACAAGCUGUUGUUAACUGGUUAGUUAGUUGAGCUAUCUGAUCAGGUAGCCUGCUUAAACGCUGCUUAAAGACAUGCUAACUCUCCUUUAGUUUCCACACCAUGACCAUUAGUGUUUUCCAUAACCAGAAAUGUUUCCAAUUAGCCACAUUUGUCUUUCUUCCAAAUAUUAGCAAAUUGCAGUAGCCUCCUUACAGACAGCUGGCCAGCAGUGCACAGCAACAUGUGAAGGAGACUGAGGCCCGCAUCUGCCCAAUCUGGUACUUUCCCUAGCAUCUCAUUGAAAGGACUUGGAACCCUAGGAAUGCUAUGACGGAAAGUGUUUGAAACCGUAACUUUUUUAAACUUUGGUAUCCUUUAAUGCUAGUAACCGGCCCGUGCCUACCGAGAAAGCCCUCAUGUUGCAGUUGAUAGCUCGCCCUGUGGCGUUGCUGUUGUGACAGGCUGAUACGAAGGUUUGCUGUUUCUGAGCUGCAGAUAGUUUUCUGCUGCCAGGAUUCCAACAGUGAUGAUGCUUGCAGCCCUACUGUAGAUCUUUAUUUCAUUAGAUGGGGACCUGGGGUCUCAUCAGUUGGCCACCUCAACCUCUUCAUCUGUGCAACAUGUUUAUCAGGGAGUCAAACAGCUAAUUUUAAUUUAUUGUGUCAUUUUGUUUUUGGAUUUUCUUUCUGGUGGCACGGGGCUUUUUUUUUUUUUGCUAAACUAAACCAGACAUGGUGACCUCAUUCAUCUUUGGUGAACAUGCUGCAACAUAUGCAAUAUACAGUAGAUAAAUAUGUCUAUUUUCUAUACUCUGCUCUGCUAAACCAUAAACGGCAAGACCAACAACAAUCAGCUGCCACCAUGCCUUCCAAACCAGCUGUUACCAGAAAGUGCCAGUGCUUUAAAACCCAACUCCUCUCAUGUCGGCUGCUGUGGCAUGCUUGUUCUCUGUGCGCAUGUGUGUGGGUCUGCGUGUGCCUGUUGAACUGACAGCGAGCUUCUACUAUGCACACCCCAGAUGUAGGGACGGGUAGCAAAAGGAAACGCAUACAGCACACAAAACAUGGCAGCAUCCACAAACCCGGCCGACGCUCUGGUGCCAUUUUAUUAGAUACUCCCCCUUCUUCCCGGUUCACUCGACCACCUCAGCAACAGCUCAUCCUCCAGCUCCUCCUCUUAGAGUGCUGCUCUUCAGCGCCUUGCUGCAAUUGGAAACACCCGGCCACUAAGCGUGGACGUGGCAUUCAGAAAGACUUGUGAGCAUUUACUUGUGUUUCUCUAGAAGUAAGUUGUGUUGGCUUCACAUUUCAGUUCCUUCAACCUGGAGACCUUUUCUUAACAAAAAAGCAGUGAGGUACAUUCAGUCAAAGCAACCUGAUAUUUACUAAGCCAUAGGUUUUCCAGGUGUUUAUCAUUACUUCUCAUUUUUGUUGCAUGGUGUUUUUCUACCAGAAUGUACAUUUGCGAUAUAUAGAAGAAAAAAAAAUUGUUACUUCAGCUGAGCAAGCCUUAAGGGACCAACGCAAAAGAGUCAGUUUCUGCUCUUAUAAUCUUUUUUGUUGUUGUUUUUAAGAAAGAAAAACUCUAUAUAUAAUUGAUUACUAUAAUAAAGGUAGUGUUGUUCUAUGUAAAAGACAGAAGAUGUAUAUGUAGCACCUGAUUUAAGAAUUAGUUCCAGCCUUUUGUUUGCCUCUGACCAACAUUGCCAUACAGAUAAACUGAUGUCAUCUGAUGCCUUUCAUCAGAAGCACUUGGCUUUAAUACCCAGCUCCGAAGCAAGUCUACAAUCGGGACCAGAAAGCGAUCAGCUAUUCAACUAUUUCCAUCUGCCAGAUUGUAAUUUGCACAACCAAACCAGUCUCUUGAUUGUUCAGCAAAAAGUGCACUUCAGUCCCACUGUGCAGUUUACCUGUAUGGCAGUUUGGUUAUUCAUGAGUGUAUGUCCCUCUCCAUUAUCGUUUUCCUUGAUACAUAAUGUAUUGAUGUGCUGCUACUUAAUUGUCCACCCACCUCUCUGAGUGGACUUGUGAGCUGUGGUUUGAUGUAAAUAUUAUCGUCUUGCCUGAUCUUAUCAUAUUUGUGCCAUGUUGCUCGAUCCACCCGACCAUCAUCCUCCUGACGCUAGCUGUCUGUAAAAGCACGGGAAGCAACCCCACUGAGGCGGCACGUCCCAAUCUGGAGUCCUCGUCUUUGCCUGGAGGUGUUCAUUGGUUUGGCAGCGGCUCUGGCAUUUGCUUACAGUGGUCAGCAGCAGCUUCUGUGGGCUGAAGUUAAAAAUUCUGGCUUCGGUUUAUUGGCUCGCAGACAAAACUCAGUGUGGCACUCUGUGAGUCAGUUUUCUUGGGUUUAAGCCACAAUUAUAAGGGGGGGGGGGGGGGGUUGGGGGGGGAUUUAGGGACAUAUUAUAGUAAGGGUAUUUUUUGUAGAAAAACUUCCUUUCAAAACCAUUGUAGCACCUGAUAAUAGCACAUGUUAAAGAUUAAAACCUGCUAUUUGUUCAAGAAGAGAAAAGCUGUUGGCAGCUUUAUUUACUUUAUUUUACUGUUCAUGCCCCGGUACCCUAGCCCAUCAGCUAUAUUAUUGGAAAUAGUUCCCUAUGUUACUGUCCUACCUUUUAGCUCUAACAUUGAAAACAAGACACGGAAUGGGUCUUAUUUCCCACCAAACAGGUUCCUGUGCUAUACUGGUGCUAGCAACAUACAGCUGGUUCUGUUUUUGCUGAGAAAGAACCAGACUUUUGUUCAGUUCUUUCAGUUCUUCUAACAUCUAUCCAGGAGUCCUUGUCAAUGCUGGUGGUUCGCACUUGAGCAACCAGCAGUUGACAGACACGUCAAGACAAAAACAAAUCUGGAAAAAAAGGUUUUAGUGAUGUAAUGAUGUGGGCCUUUGGCUGCUGGAACCAAACAACCUCUUAUGCUGUGUUUUAUAGAACCAGUGGGGAACUGGUUCUGGCCCUAGCCUUGUGUAGCUCUAGGUUCCACAUGGGCAGGAAACUCCUCAAAGUCUCAUGUAGAAGUUGUACAAAUGAAGUUCAUAUUGUAAUUAUAACACCAUUAUUCUUGAUACAAACUUUGGAGAGUAAUGUCCUCCUCAUACUUUGGUAAAGCAAUAGAUAUCCAACUCGUCCCCCCACCCACCUCCCAAUGCAAUUUAAUGAGUCAUCCUUGUGAACAAAGGGUUCUUGAUUACAUAGAAAAUAGUCCACAGUGGCAGAUGUGGCAUGUUCAGUCUUGUAAAUAGCUUGUGCAAUGAACAGAAGAGAAAACAAUAUUCCAAUAUUUGAAAAAAGUAAAAUGGAGCUCGCUCCUACAGUCAAAACCGGGGGCAAGACCCAAUAUACUGCAAAAAAGUUUAAUGUCUAUAUAACUGCUUAAAGUACUUUUGCAGACUGAACCUUAAUGAGAAAGACCAACUCCAAACAUUUAUCUUUCGGAUUGAUCUGGCUUCAGAGGUCAGUAAUUGGAAUAGAAGACAAUGUCAGAGUAUCCCUUUAAGAAGCCAUGGCUUCCCCUGCUGGGCUGUUGGGAGGGUCUGAGGCUCUACUUCAUGUUUAUUUCAUUGCAACGUCAUUCUCUGGGAGAUUAGCAACAACAACAAGCUCAACUCAACCACACCUCUGGUAUGCCUCUACUAUGACAACGUUAAUUUUGUCUUAAAGUCACCAGCAGCCUUGUAACUUUUUUUUCUCCAAAACCCAAGAUGACUUAAAUGUAAAAAAAAAAGGGUAAAGAGAGAGCUGUUUUUGUCAAGCUUUUUGUUGUCUUUCUACAGAAUCUUUCUGUCCUGUAUUCCUUAUUGCCUUUCUAGCUUGUCAUUCCAUCUUCUUGAAUUGACUCAACAUUUGCCAGCUUCAAAAGGCCACGCCUUACUGCAGCCCUGCCUUCACUUGCUUUGCUUUUCUAAACUAAUGCAAUGUGGAGGGUGUCUAAGUAGCUUGUAUUUUACCUGCUGUAGAUAACUUUCAAUAACCAAGGUUUGGAAAAAGAGAGGUUUGGACUGUCCUAGUAAGGGAACGCCAGUAAGGCCCCAGACCAGUACAGAUUUCUGCUCUCCUUUACAGAAGUUUGUACAAAUGCAAUUUCACAAAGCUUUAAACCAGAGCCCACGGAUCAAAAAAAAAAAAAAAACUAAGUGGAAAUGUGACCCUAAUUUACAAUUUUAUAAAGCAGCAUUUAAAAUACACUAGUAUGGCUUUUUUUUUUUCAAAUUAGUCAUUUAAAGAGGGUAAAAGUCCCCUUUGGUGUGAAAGAUGCUCUGGAGAGUUUUUAUGGCCAUGAGUACCCUGACCUCUGUCUCUUCAUCCUACCUAAGGUCAUAAAUCUACUGCAGGUGAGAUGCUAACUACUCCUCACCGUUCCACAAAACUCAACUUCAGAGGAUCUGAACUAUCCUUUUAAGGUUUAAAAAUAGUUUCUGUUUAGAACAGUGUGAUUGACAGGGUUUAUUUGGUGGGUCUCUUUCCACAGGAGAUGUGAUGGAAGUUGAUUUGAUCAAAGUUUCAUUUUUGCAUCAGAUCGUUGAAAACAUAUUUGGCAUAUCUGCAGUGUGACUGAUGUCACCAUUGCUACCUCCAUUUUGAUACAACGUUUUAGCCUUUAGGCUGGAGACUCAGUGAUUUGGUUGGGCUGAAGUCCUCUUUACCUCUUGGAUGGGACAGUCACAACAUGACUGGAAUAUUGACCUGUUCCAUGCAUUUGUGUGGUACUUUUAAGGGGAUUUAGAUCAGUUUGUCAUAAAUUAGCAAAUGCUGUAGCCUUAUUUUUCCCUGAAUCCCAAUCUGUUUCUCUUUGUAGCUCUGAUGAAAUGGUUUAUUACCACCCACUCUGCAGUUUCAUAUAUGAAAUAAUUUGCUGUUUUAUUAAAAAGUAAAAUGUUUGUGUUUUUUUUCCAUCUGGCAGAUUCUGAAUGAGACCAACAUUGUUGAAUUAACCAUCACACAAUAGUUGUAUAUUUAGUGUGUAAAAUUGAAAAUCUCUGACCAGAACAUGGCAGCAAAGUGCAUCUAGUACAAUCCUUGGUUUGUGUGGAAUAUGCAUCAACAGGCAUUAGUGGGGAACGUACAGACAUACAGAACGCAGUUUCCCUUUGCUUUCUAGACUGCUCUGAGGCUCUGAGCAGAGAGGCAACAUGAACUAUGCUAGCGUCUCCUCAGCUUCAAACCACACAGUGACGACUUCCCGCUGUCAUGAAUGUAUCAACCUUCUCAAAAUGAACAAACACGACUUGUGAAUCUCUGCAGUCUGCAGCACGAGUCUCUUUUAUGCAAACUGGGCGAGUCAGGUCUCACUGAAUCUCACAGAUGAAAAGCCUGUCUAGUCUAGCAACAUCCACACACUGUGACUCAGGCCGUGUCAGGGCCAGGGAUUGUCUCGUUCUACCCUUGUGGCUGCCGUUAGAGGGCCAGGGGUCAGUGAAGGGCUCAGGCUCAGUGGGGCUGCAGUUAGGCCUGUGUGGUACCAGGCAUAGGUGAAAGCUUUAUCAUCUUUUAUUUGGUGCCUCAGUUUGACAAAACGUGUUUGACCUUUCACCUGGAAAGACAGGGUUACAUGUGAUUGUGUGAGUGCAUUGCCUGCUUUAUAGAUGACAUCAAAAAGCUGAUAAAUAUCUGAAAAGGAUUCAGUAAUCAACAUACUGAAAAGGUCAAUUAAUGAAAAAGAAAAUACCUCCAAUUAAAGACCAAUGUGUUUUACCUCACUGUAUAUAUUCUUGAUUUGUUUACUCCAAGUUUGCAACUACUCUCUCUUUUUGUUUCUAUGAAAUGCUUAAUGUUCUUUUUAAUAGUACUUUCUGUCUGAUGGCAUUGUAUUGUGUCUGUAUUGUGCCCAAACAGUAUACACUUCCUCCACGCUCUGUAUAUGACCUGUUGUUCUGCGUGAGCUGUACAGUCAAAGUGCUUUACAAAUGUUGAACCCUCCUUUCUGAGCUCUGAGUACAGCAGCCAGGUUUCCUCUGUUCUCAUGUUUAAUGAAGAAAAAGAAAAGAAAGAAGAGUUGAAGUGCAGGUGAAGGAGGGUAGAGGUGAUGGAAUGGACUGAUGAAGCAGAAACCCCUCAGCAACUGUCAAAGCCUCCUCACUUCAGAACCCCCUUGGAUUUUUCAACGUAUUAGCUAGUCUUUUUUUAUAUAGCGUGUACAGAUGAACCAGAGAUCAUCAUAGGAACUAGAGGAUUGACAAUUAUGUUUAUUUCUAACAUAGCUGCAGUAAAAAAAAUUGUGUGAAUAAAGAAAGUUUCAUUAAA
This is a messenger RNA of Fundulus heteroclitus (mummichog), 10115 nucleotides long. RefSeq names its product transforming growth factor, beta receptor 1 b (gene tgfbr1b). Gene Ontology annotation, molecular function: transforming growth factor beta receptor activity, type I; SMAD binding; ATP binding. The transcript is spliced from 9 exons. Gene Ontology annotation, cellular component: activin receptor complex; plasma membrane. NCBI's taxonomy places the organism in Eukaryota, Metazoa, Chordata, Actinopteri, Cyprinodontiformes, Fundulidae. Gene Ontology annotation, biological process: heart development; cellular response to growth factor stimulus; nervous system development. The record is from RefSeq and is a predicted model, not a curated record. Bases 53 to 1564 code for a protein of 503 amino acids.